Molecule: messenger RNA, 2202 nt
Organism: Spea bombifrons (plains spadefoot toad)
Lineage: Eukaryota; Metazoa; Chordata; Amphibia; Anura; Pelobatidae
Gene: ZNF319
Product: zinc finger protein 319
Exons: 1
Coding region: 335-2023 (562 amino acids)
Biological process (GO): regulation of DNA-templated transcription
Molecular function (GO): RNA polymerase II cis-regulatory region sequence-specific DNA binding; DNA-binding transcription factor activity, RNA polymerase II-specific
Source: RefSeq, a predicted model, not a curated record
GCUUCUCGUAUGGAUUACCUGCUGUGUUUUGUGCUGGUAAUACGGUGCAUGCGGCUGGGAGGUUUCGGGUCCCGUUGUUUAGUAUUUUGUGGUGUCCGUGUGAUAGAGCUCUGGUGACAGACAGGCAGUCGGGGACACCGUAGGGUUCAUAGAUGCUGUCUCGCUGCAGCACACGCUGCGUGUUCACACUGUGUGUUCUUUUACAGGGUUCUCUGCGCUCCAUCCAUGCCGAGCGGCUCGUAGCUGUAUAGGAUGGUUCUGCUGUCUUGACUCUUUCCUUAAGUCCCAUUUUCUGUGUUGCCUCUGACACCCUGAGACCCCCUGUGUUCUCAGUAUGUCGGAGGGCUGGCCCCAAGCCCAGGCCCCCUCUGCCUCGCUCCAGCCCAACCAGCAACAACCAGCACAGCAUCCUGGGGCCAUCACACUUGGCGAGCACCCCGUCACCACUACAGGCUCUACUGAGAACACAUUAGGUUGUGCUGUCUAUGGCAUCCUGCUUCAAGCAGACCUUGGGGUUCCGCACCCUCCAAUACCAUCCAGUGAGCCUAUACACAAGUGCGGGCUGUGCGGACAUGACCUAUCCCAUCUGGCAAAUCCACAGGACCAUCAGUGUGUGGCCCCGGCGAGCCAGGACCGCUCGUUUCAGUGCACGCAGUGUCUGAAGAUCUUUCAUCAAGCCACCGAUCUCCUUGAGCACCAAUGCACACAGGUUGAGCAAAAGCCAUUUGUGUGCGGUGUCUGUAAAAUGGGCUUCUCGCUACUUACCUCGCUUGCCCAGCACCACAAUGUCCAUAACGGCAGCUCCCUCAAAUGCUCCAUCUGUGAGAAAACAUACAAGGCUUCUGAGGCAGAGCGGCCUCCAGUCCCCAGCGUUUCCGUACUUAGCCAGGACUCCCACGACAAACCGUUCAGCUGCACCCUCUGCCAGAAGCCAUUCAAGCACCUCUCCGAGCUGUCUCGGCACGAGCGCGUCCACACAGGAGAGAAGCCCUAUAGAUGCACCCUUUGCGACAAAAGCUUCAGCCAGUCUUCGCACCUCGUGCACCAUAAGCGCACUCACAGCUCAGAGCGGCCCUACAAGUGCACUGUUUGCGAGAAGAGCUUUAAGCACCGCUCGCACUUGCUGCGCCAUAUGUAUGCCCACGCCGGCGAGCAGCUGUUCCAGUGCCAGACCUGUCUGCUGCGUUUCAAGGAGUCGGCACAGCUCAUGCAGCACCCCUGUACUCCUGCUGGAGAGAGACCCUUCCAGUGCAGCGCCUGCCAGAAAACCUUUCGCCGGCCGUCAGACCUGAGGCAGCACGAGCGCACCCACAGCGAAGAGCGGCCUUUCCACUGUGACCUGUGUCAAAUGAGCUUCAAGCAGCAAUACGCGCUUAUGAGGCACCGACGCACGCACAAAGCAGACGAUCCAGCCAAAUGUACCGUGUGCGAGAAAGGUCUGGGCCAGCCGACGCAGCUCCUCUUCCACCAGCACGGGGCCGAGAGCAUCUUCAAAUGCAACGCUUGCCAGCGCGGCUUCAGCCAGUCGCAGGAGCUUCUGCGGCACAAGUGUGGGCAGAGCAGCUCAGAGCGGCCUUUCCAGUGCGGGGUUUGUCACAAGGCUUAUAAGCGGUCCUCAGCCCUGCAGAAGCACCAGGCGUCCCACUGCACGGAGAAACCUCUGCGAUGCACUGCAUGCGAGCACCGCUUUUUCUCUUCCUCAGAGUUUGUACAGCACCGCUGCGAUCCAGCCAGGGAGAAACCGCUCAAGUGUUCAGACUGUGAAAAACGCUUCAAAUACGCCUCGGACAUGCAAAGGCACCGGCGGGUACACACGGGCGAAAAGCCCUAUAAGUGCCCAUCGUGUGACAAAAGCUUCAAACAGCGAGAGCAUCUAAACAAACACCAAAGUGUUCACAACCGGGAGCAGCAGUACAAGUGCUUGUGGUGCGGCGAGCGGUUCCACGAGCUGGGCCUGCUGCAGGAACACAGCGCUCAGCACACUGCCGACGGAGGCUACCAGGUGGCCUCCUGUCUGUCCUAACAGACCGUUACCGUCAAAGGGACCAACCCUCUACACCCUGUCCUGUUUAAUGCUAAAUGCACCUUGUCGGCACAUGACAUGUACAAACACCCUGCACUGUUACCCCAUGUCUGCCUGUCCUUGUGUUUAUCGCUUUAAAGGGUUUUUUUUUUAAAUAAAAAAGAAAACAGUUUUUAACA